GGCUCUGAAACACUGUAACAGUUUCCAGCGGGGGUCACUGGAGUACAAAACACAUAACCUCUGUUUCUCCGCGCCUGCGUGGUGCUUCACAGCCAUGUCACGGCUGGUGUUUUUAUUAGCUAGUAGACAGACCGCCCUGGCCUUCCAUUAAGAUCUCAUUUAUCAGGGUCUAAAGACAAAACCAUGGGGGACGAACAAGAGAUAAUGUGCAAACUAGAAAACAUUAUGGAAAUACGGUAAAAAAAAUAAAAACAUAAAAACUUAAAAGAAACCACAUCUGGUAAAUAUAGCUGGAUGGCUCAGGAAAAGAUUGGCUAGCCAGCUAAUAUUAGCGUCGCGGCUUUGUUAUUGCGCUAGGAAGCUAGUUAUAUGUGCCGACAUAGCCUCGAGCAAGGUUAGCAAGCGGUGGUGACCGUUCUACUGUUGUCUUGAAGGAACUGCAAGAAACUAGUUUUUGUUUUGCACGUUACAGAAUAGCUUGCUAACUAUGCAUGAUGCAUAAUCAAUCCAGCUGUUUGCAUCAACAAAAAUCCAGAUGCGAAGUGCUUUGCCAGAUUAGCGGCUCUGGCUACUUCGCUAGCUAGCUUUCUGUCAUUAGCCAGGUAGCUAAUAAUUGGCUAACCAUGGUUGGUGGUCCCCCUAAUGUCGGAGUUCAUUCAGGUGGAAGCAGUCAGUAUCAUCAGUAACAUCAGUAGAAAAAAAGACGUCUGGACUAGAAUUACACCAGUUAUAACAAUGGCAUGUGACGCACGUCCUAUCUCUAUUUCGGAUAUGCAUGCAUUAUAUUACUUAUUUGCAUGACAAAUAUUAUCUCUACUUAUUUCACAAUAAACGAAUCUAUUGCAACAGCAAUACAAUAAUAUACCAUCAUGUCUGGGUUCUGGUCUCUUUAAAAAAAAUAUAUGUUUAUCUGAAGAGACUAACCAGGAUAAAUAAAGUAGAAACAAUAGAAGAUGCCUUAGGGCAAUUGGUUUCUGAAGCAUGAUUGAGUGACGCGAAGUUGAACUGACAGAAUGUUGUCUUUGUGCCUUCUGCCCUGUAAUCAAAGUAACUAGUGCAUUAGUAAAUAGACCAGUGGUAGGUAACUACCUAAUGUUGUAUAAUUGGUAACUAACUACUAGUGCAUUUGUAAAGUACCUACUGUGUAACAUUGGUAACUACUGUUUUACAGUGAUAACUUAACUAGUAAUGCAUUGGUUAAACUGUGUUUUCAGGAAUAAGACGGUACAGAUGCAGAAGAUCAAGACUCGUCUGAAGUCAGAGUUUGAGUCCCUGGAGUCUGAGGAGAAACAUCUGAAGGAAUACAAACAGGAGAUGGACCUCCUACUGCAGGAGAAGAUGCCCAUGUACGAGAGCUACGACUCAUACACGCUGAUAUCAACGUGGUGGUAGAGAGAGAGAGAGAGAAAAGGAGUGUGUGUGUGAGAGAGGAGAGACAGAAACCAUUAUUUGACUUCUAAAUGCACAAACAGAUUUUAAAGAGUAACUUUCAUGAAAAAAUAUAUAUUUUUAAUGGUAAACCAGAUGUUUUAGGCUUAGUUAUAGUAGUAAAUCUAGCUACUUUCGCUCGUAGCGGUUCAACGGUUCGGUGAUGAAAUACACUCCCCUUCUAGAUGUGCGGGGUGAUACAUACAUUACGUCUAGCAGACGUCUAUCAGAGCGAUUCAAUAGGUGAUCACCUUAUAGCCGGUUUACAAUGUUUUUUUUGGGGGGGGGGGGGGGGGGUAGGGUUGAUAUUAUCCAUCCCAGGUAUUCCUAAGGUGGGGUUCAAAUGUCUGCGGAAGUGGUGAGUGAUCCGCUGUCCUGGCGUCGUGAGGGAGCUUGUUCCACCAUUGGGGUGCCAGAGCAGCGAACAGUUUUGACUGGGCUGAGCGGGAACUAUGCUUCCGCAGAGGUAGGGGAGCCAGCAGGCCAGAGGUGGAUGAACGCAAUGCCCUCGUUUGGGUGUAGGGACUAUCACCUCAAGGCUUACUAUAAAAGCAGGUGACAGUGUGCCUUAUUUGGCAAUGGUCUUGGUAAGUGGAGUGUGCCAAUAUAUUUUGAUUGAUGCUUCCUUGACUAGACUACUGACGUUACACAAAAUUUAAAAUGCAGUAAGGCACAUUUACGCAUAUGACCAAAUACAACGUUUUUGUUUACCGUUUCAUACACAUUUAUGUGCUUUUAGGAGAAGAAAAAAACAUGUAGGCUAUGAGGAUUACAUGUUUGUAUUCGUAGCUACAUCCAUCGUAACAAGAAAUAGAUGACAAUGGUGGUCAUAUCAACUCGUAUUUUUCCCCAACUGCCUUGGCUGAUCGGUGUUGCAGUCCGCUAAAACAGUUGGCUCAUAGUUCAAUGGUUGUGAGCUCUAAUCCCACAUGGGGCAUAUUUUAUUUACAACAUUCCUCCUGUGCUCACACUCUUCUAAUUCUGAAAAGUGAAAGCGUACCUGUGAGAGGAGUCGCCCUGGUAGUAGUUGUAGGUUUUUAUACAGUACCCAAGACCAAUCUGUGAGUUCAUUUGACCAUUGGAAGAAGAGCUAGUGCGUAAAGACUGCAAUGCGGGUUGGAUUGAAUUGAGCCCUUAAUCUUCAUUUUCACUUCCAAACACAAUACCUCAAUAAAUGUGCGUCCACAUUUGAACUAUUAUUUUGCGCCCCAUGGGGAAUUCGAACUUACACCGCAAGUAGUAAUAGAUGUGUGGAACUCGGCACCUCACCACUGUCAGCUAACUGUUCAGAGCAUUAUUUGCUCGCGAUGCACAUCAUUUUAUUAUCAGAGCGUGCCAGUGGACUUCUGGUAAAUAUGCUUUAGUGAGAAAGUGUUGGGAUCAGGUGAUCAACUAUGUUUACCCAUCCCCAAAAUGAAUAUUUAUGAGCAAUUCCCUCACCCACAACUUGUCACCUGAAUGCAUUUUUGGAAAAUGUGAAGGGGUUGGGCAAAGGCUGAAAUUGGGGUUGAGUUAACCUUUAAUAGUUUCUUAUUUUUCUGUAUCUCUCUCCUUCUCUCUCCCCUUCUCCUCCCCAGAUGGAGAGCACUAUAAAGCAGUCGGAGAACGACCUGAAUAAGCUGCUGGAGACGACGCGGAGGCUUCACGAUGAGUACAAACCCCUGAAGGAACAUGUAGAUGCCCUGAGGAUGACCCUGGGCCUGCACAGACUGCCCAACCUCAACGAAGAGGAGGAGAAACUCUCUCUGGAGUCAGUACACACAUAUUAUACACACACACACACGGUUGCACAUACACACACACAUCAACUUGUUCUCUGUGCUAUCUUCUAUCUCUGUUGCCAUAGUUACUUUGAGAAGCAGAAGGCUGAGUGGCAGAAGGAGCCUCAUGAGCCCACCAUCCCAGAAUCCCUUGCAGCAGCGGCUGCCGCGGCCCAACAGCUCCAGGUCUCCCGGAAACAAGAUGCCCGCCAGACGGCCACCUUCAGACAACAGCCCCCUCCCAUGAAGGUACACAGUACACACCCUCCUAUGAAGGUACACACACAUACACACAUACACACACACUCCUCUCCCCUGUCUUUGUACCUACACAAUAAUGACACUACUGAAGUCUGUGUAUUUACAUAGUUAUGACACACUAUAACAUCUCUGUUCUCUCCCCAGGCCUGUCUGUCAUGCCACCAGCAGAUCCAUCGUAACGCUCCUAUCUGUCCACUGUGUAAGGCCAAGAGUCGCUCCCGCAACCCCAAGAAACCCAAGAGGAAGCCUGAUGAGUAGAUACACAGAUACAGACACACUCUCCUACUACCACCUCAUAUUGCUACAUUUCACAUCUGGAAUGCAGUAACACGUCUUCAUAACCUUCCCCAUGCCAUGGAACCUACGUUUAGUGUAAUCGUCAUUAUCCUAAGUGUUUUAUAAAAAAUCAGUGCUCAAGUAUUGAAAUAUAAUUGUUAACCUUAACGUUUGAUAGACCGUAACCAUGUUAAAUAAAAAUGAUUAUACUGUAACUGUACCCAUGUUGUGAUUGGUUCUGGCAGUAGAAAUGUAAAACGUACUGCAUUCACGUUACUCUGUAUUUAACACGUUUGCAUUGCAUGAACACUUUCCAUGGCUGAACUAUAAUGACUGUGUUGGAAUUGUUUGUGAUAUGAAAGUGGGUUCAUUGUUGGAGCGUAUAACCCGGGAAGUUGUUCUAAUGUUUACUGAAGACCAUAGGACUGAGAAAAGGACUGAGAAAAACCAUGAUGCUUACUUGCUUUUAACAGUGUUGUAUGUGAAACUUUAAUACAAUAAUAAAAUAUAAAAAUGU
This is a messenger RNA of Coregonus sp. 'balchen', 4242 nucleotides long. NCBI's taxonomy places the organism in Eukaryota, Metazoa, Chordata, Actinopteri, Salmoniformes, Salmonidae. The record is from the annotation of a GenBank genome assembly.